AUGAGCAACGGCAGGCACUUGGCUAAAGGCUCUCCCACGCCCGAUGUUCCCGAGGAUGGGAUCCUGCGGCUCUACUCCAUGCGAUUCUGUCCGUUCGCCCAGCGUGUCCACCUGGUACUCGACGCCAAGCAGAUCCCCUACCACAGCAUCUACAUCAACCUCACCGACAAGCCCGAGUGGCUGCUGGACAAGAAUCCCCAAGGCAAAGUGCCGGCGCUGGAAAUAGUCCGCGAGCCAGGACCUCCGGUUCUGACGGAAUCUCUGCUUAUUUGCGAGUAUUUGGAUGAGCAGUACCCCCUUCGUCCUCUGUAUCCACGUGAUCCCCUCAAGAAAGUGCAGGAUAAGCUGCUAAUCGAGCGUUUCGGUCCGGUGCUGGGAGCCUUUUUCAGGGCCUCCGAUGGUGGUGAUCUGGAGCCCUUCUGGUCUGGUCUGGACACCUACGAAAAGGAGCUAAGCCGGCGUGGCACGGACUUCUUUGGUGGCGAGCAGACCGGCAUCCUGGACUACAUGAUAUGGCCCUGGUGCGAGCGCCUUGAACUGCUGAAGCUGCAACGCGGCGAAGACUAUAACUACGACGAGGCAAGAUUCCCACAAUUGACCCUAUGGGUGGAAAGAAUGAAGCGCGACCAGGCUGUGAUGGCCUUCUACAUGGAGGCAGAGGUGCAGGCCGAGUUCUUGCGCACGCGUGCCGCUGGACAUCCCAACUACAACCUUCUGGUCAAGGAGGCUUGA
Molecule: messenger RNA, 732 nt
Organism: Drosophila bipectinata
Lineage: Eukaryota; Metazoa; Arthropoda; Insecta; Diptera; Drosophilidae
Gene: se
Product: sepia
Biological process (GO): glutathione metabolic process
Cellular component (GO): cytoplasm
Molecular function (GO): glutathione transferase activity; glutathione dehydrogenase (ascorbate) activity
Source: RefSeq, a predicted model, not a curated record